CUUAGUGUCUAACUUCACACAGGUUCAGACACCUGAGAUGGCGAACGACAACUGCGGUAAUAAACAAAACACAUUCGGAUCAGGCUAGUAGAGAGGCUGCGUACUGUUGCGUCAAAAUAACAGCACAUUGCAGAAUCGGAAAAACCGACCAUUUAUUUCACGGUUAAACCCCCCUGAAGAUCUUCAUAACCCCCGUGUGUGAUUACAAAGGGGGCCGACGAGGUUCAAUUCCAAGCUGCUUUAGUUGAGUCUUCAGACUCAAUUUUUUUUAUGUGUCUUGAGUGAAAAUAAGGAAAACAUGACGGAGGUAAGGAAGAGAGGAGGAAAAGGAGGGGAUCCCGACAGCGUUAGUGACAAGGAGGCAGAUGGAGAGGACAGACUGGGUCUGCCUGGUGAGGCCGGAGGAGACGGCGAAUAUAAAGCAGACACCCCAUCCGUUCCUCCCUCCACAGCAGACAACACUCCACAGUUCCUCAAAGAGGCCGUGGAAGGCCUCAACCCCAGGUGGAAGAACUGCUGUAUACGAGGGGUUCUAUCCAUGGCCAUGAUAUCAGGAUUCUUCAUGAUGAUCUACCUGGGACCUAUCAUGCUCAUAGUAGUGGUGAUGACCAUCCAGAUCAAGUGUUUUCAGGAGAUCAUAGAUAUCGGCUACAGAGUCUACCAUUCCUACGAGCUGCCCUGGUUCAGGACACUCAGCUGGUACUUCCUGGUUUGUGUGAACUACUUCUUCUAUGGUGAGACAUUGGCGGAGUACUUUGGUGCGUUGGUGCAGAGAGAGGAUUCACUCCAGUUCCUGGUCCGUUACCACCGCUUCAUCUCCUUCGCUGUCUACCUGGCAGGUUUCUGCAUGUUUGUUCUGAGUUUAGUGAAGAAGCAUUACCGCCUGCAGUUUUACAUGUUUGCGUGGACCCAUGUUACCCUACUGAUAGUGGUGACUCAGUCUCACUUGGUCAUCCAGAACCUGUUUGAAGGAAUGAUCUGGUUCCUCGUCCCUGUCUCCAUAGUGAUCUGCAAUGACAUCAUGGCCUACCUGUUUGGUUUCUUCUUUGGCAGAACACCACUCAUUAAGCUGUCUCCCAAGAAGACGUGGGAGGGAUUCAUAGGAGGGUUCUUUGGAACCCUGGUCUUUGGAUUCAUACUGGCAUACCUGCUAGCUCAGUUCCAGUACUUUGUCUGUCCCGUGGAAUACAACAGUGAGACCAACCGUUUCACUGCGGAGUGUGAACCCUCGGACAUUUUCGUGAUGCACGAGUACACAUUGCCCUUCACUGUCCAGAGCAUCCUCAGAUGGAAAACGGUGACCAUCUACCCAUACCAGAUCCACAGCGUGGCUCUCUCCACCUUCGGCUCUCUCAUUGGUCCUUUUGGAGGAUUCUUCGCCAGUGGAUUCAAACGAGCGUUCAAGAUUAAAUACAGAGGUCCCAGCAGCUGUUUAUAUUAUAUGUUUAUGUUAUGUCUGUGUUCCAGGGGUCCCAACCCCAGCAAGGUGUUACAGCAGCUGUUGGUCCUGCAGCCAGAGCAGCAGCUCAGUAUCUUCAACGCCAUGAGAGACCGCCUGAGAGACAGGGGAAUACUGCCCCCUGCUGCCACGGAGGCGAUGUAGAACACACACGCAAGAGGGGGAGAGUGUGUGUGUGUGUGUGUGUGAGAGAGAGAGAGGGGAAGAGUUUGGCUGUGUGUGUGUGUCUGAGAGAGAGGAAGAGUUUGGCUGUGUGUGUGUGUCUGAGAGAGUGUCUUUGGCUGCUUGUGUGUGUGGCCUGCACCUUCUUCCAGACACUCAUCCCUCAUCUGCCCAGCGUCUGUUUUUUUUUAUUUUCUUGUUUCUAACCAGUCGUUACUGUGAACUAAAGAUGUUGCUCCCAGCAUCACGGAGUUACCAAUAACAGCAGCCACAACACGUUCAGACUGUCAUAGCUGGGACCUGCAUGAGUACCUAACUACACAAACAAACUGCAUCAACCGACUGUUAUGCUACCAAGCUAGCAGCAGCGUCAACCGACUGUUAUGCUACCAAGCUAACAGCAGCGUCAACCGACCGUUAUGCUACCAAGCUAGCAGCAGCGUCAACCGACCGUUAUGCUACCAAGCUAGCAGCAGCGUCAACCGACUGUUAUGCUACCAAGCUAGCAGCAGCGUCAACCGACCGUUAUGCUACCAAGCUAGCUAGCAGCAGCAUCAACCGACCGUUAUGCUACCAAGCUAGCAGCAGCGUCAACCGACUGUUAUGCUACCAAGCUAGCAGCAGUGUCAACCGACUGUUAUGCUACCAAGCUAGCAGCAGCGUCAACCGACCGUUAUGCUACCAAGCUAGCUAGCAGCAGCAUCAACCGACCGUUAUGCUACCAAGCUAGCAGCAGCGUCAACCGACUGUUAUGCUACCAAGCUAGCAGCAGCGUCAACCGACCGUUAUGCUACCAAGCUAGCUAGCAACAGCAUCAACCGACCGUUAUGCUACCAAGCUAGCUAGCAGCAGCGUCAACCGACCGUUAUGCUACUAAGCAAACUACCAGCAGCAGCCGCAACCGACUGUUAUACUACCAAGCUAGCUAGCAACAGCAUCAACCGACCGUUAUGCUACCAAGCUAGCUAGCAACAGCAUCAACCGACCGUUAUGCUACCAAGCUAGCGAGCAACAGCAUCAACCGACCGUUAUGCUACCAAGCUAGCGAGCAACAGCAUCAACCGACCGUUAUGCUACCAAGCUAGCGAGCUAAAGACUAAAGGCUGCGUUGCUCUGACCAGAAUGUCUUCCUAAACAAAAUGGAUCCUAACUAAGCACACAGAUAGGGGACAGUGGAUGACUGACUGACUUGACGGUUUCUCUACGGCUGUACGGAGAACAUUGCACUGAUUGUGUAGCUGACUUGAAGAAAGAAAUGCGAUAAAGCUUUUUACAAUACAAGGCUAUCAGCGUAUCCUGGGUUAGUGUCUUGGUGUUGGCAGUGGUUCUAAAGCGACAGCGAGGUUGUUGUAUUCACUAGACACCAAACGGAGAGGAAAAACGGACUGAAAACAGGGAGGGACCUGACCUGAAUUUGUCCAACAAGAAAAGCCUGUUUUUAACUUUCUGUUGCCCCUACGGUGUGAAAUACGACCCAGAGGACAAAAAAAAAAUAUGUGUUUUUGUAUGUCAGCUGCUCCAACGUGUUUUCAAGAUACUAAAAUACACUUGACUUAGGCUUUGGCCGUUUAGUAUGAUCUGUCUAUCUGAGAUAAUGGUGUUCACUAAACUUAAUAUAGAACUUCUUUAAUUUUUUUUAAAAAUGAUAAAAAUGUAAAACAUGAAGCAUGUUUCUAAGUUCUAUUGUUCAUUACUGCUGAAAACAUUGCCCCCCUCUAUAUGAACUUGUUUUAGGUCCUAGAUAUACCUAUACCUGUAGGUAUUGGCAAUUAACCUCAACCUUGAGAUAGCUGGAGCUUGUGUGUAACCUUGGACGUAAACAAACAAACGCAGUAACUAUAGCAACCAGCACACUGUUCUUAUUUCCAAUGUAUUACUGUACAUAGAAUAUAACAUAUAUAUUUAGCUGAACAAAGAUCUAAUAUAAAAUCUGUGACUUGUCAAAAUAUACUAAUAUGGUAGCCCUAUUAUAAACACAACAAUUACAUGGGAUGUAAAUAGUAAUUUGAUAAUAUACCUAUGUAUAUACAUACAUUGAGUGUACAGAACAUUAAGAACACCUUCACUAAUAUUGAGUUGGGCACCCCCUUUUGCCUUCAGAGCAGCCUCAAUUCGUCAGGGCGUGGACUCUACAAGGUGUUGAAAGCGUUCCACAGGGGAUGCUGGCCCCAAUGCUUCCCACAGUUGGGUCAAGUUGGAUUGUGGUCCUUUGGGUGGUGGACCGUUCUUGAUAAACACAGGAAACUGUUGAGCGUGAGAACCAGCAGCGUUGCAGUUCUUGACACAAACCGUCGCGCCUGGCACCUACUACCACACCCCGUUCGAAGACACUUUGUAUGUGUGCCCUCCCCCCAUUCACCCUCUGAAUGGCACACAGACACAAUCCAUGUCUCAAGGUUUAAACAUCCUUCUUUAACCCAUCUCCUCCCCUUCAUCUAUAUGUCUCCUCCCCUUCAUCUACAUGUCUCCUCCCCUUCAUCUACAUGUCUCCUCCCCUUCAUCUACAUGUCUCCUCCCUUUCAUCUACACUGAUUGAAGUGGAUUUAACAUCAAUAAAGGGAUCAUAUCUUUCACCUAGAUUCACCUGGUCAGUCUAUGUCCUGGAAAGAGCAGGUGUUCUUAAUGUUUUGUACACUCGGUGUAUAUACACAUAAGUUGAACUGGUGUCUGCUGCUGUGGGGAACGUGUGGGGGUAACUUAAAACAUUUACUUGAGAUUGUGAGGAAAUAAUGUUGUGCUUCCUUCCUGUCUAUAGCCUGUUUUAACCAAUGAGUUUUAGUUCCACUGUAUUUGUCAUCCGGUGUCCAUUCCAACUCACUUGAGCUGAGCCACUCCCCAACGGUUCUACUUCUUACUAGACUCAAUGUUUUGUCAAACUGUGUAAAGAAGAACAAUAUUUUUUUAGAAGUCUACCUAUUUGUUUGAAUUGCUCUUAGAAAAUUAUUUAAUUAUAAGGUAAUAUGCAAGUGGUAACAUUUGAUGUUAGGAUUACAGUGUGAGACUUAAGUACAGUAGGGGUGGGUGUGUGUGUGUGUGUGUGUAUAUAUAAUACAUAUAAAAUAUAUUAUAUUCAGAAGAAUAGUUGUAUCUUUCAGCAAUAUUUCAUCUUUAAUAUGCAAGGGUUGAAUUUAUGAAAAUAAUAUGGAUGGGAUUUCUGUGUUGGGCUGAUAUUCAAUCAAACACACAGUACAGGAAAAAACUGCACUGUGGAAGAAGAAAAAAACCAUUACUACUGUGCAAAACUUGAAAAACACUAUUUUAAGUCAUGUGAUUCAUAGACCAUGUUUACUGGGUGAAGAAAGAAUCAACAAAAUAAAACUCACUUUGAUUUGAA
Molecule: messenger RNA, 4955 nt
Organism: Oncorhynchus nerka (sockeye salmon)
Lineage: Eukaryota; Metazoa; Chordata; Actinopteri; Salmoniformes; Salmonidae
Product: phosphatidate cytidylyltransferase 1-like
Exons: 12
Coding region: 299-1603 (434 amino acids)
Cellular component (GO): endoplasmic reticulum membrane
Molecular function (GO): phosphatidate cytidylyltransferase activity
Source: RefSeq, a predicted model, not a curated record